CAACCUGGUUAUUUCUAAAGGAUAAAGAAAGGUUGAAAACUACAGGUUUUCAUCUCUCUACUAUGUAGGUUUUGGCUCUUGGCCUUUGAUAGUGCGCAUGCGCCUGUUUCCAGCUCCCAUAGCAACACUUGCUCCCCUGCAGUGGUACGGCUAGCUCGUAUGCUAACUUACGAAAUAAGCUAAGUUACUUCACUCUUUAAAGCUUUGUUUGCCGUAUAUUUCAGCUAUAAUGAAUGACUGCGCCGUGUUAAAGGUUAGUUAAGGUUUAAACCGAAAGAACCGCGUUACAAUGGCGGAGAAGAGGCGCUCCGGGGGCGGUACGGUGAUGCCUGACUCCAAAUCCGUGAAAGCCGAGAGCGAUAAAGAGUUUCUCUCGCAGGCCGGGGUCGGGGUGCUGCUCCGGGAUGCCCUGCUGAAGCUGGUGGAGGCGAGGUCGGAGGAUCCCAUAGGUUUCCUCGCUGAACACUUUAGUAACCUGGCCUCGGAGUCGGAGAGCGGGCCGGUGGGUGGAGGAGGAGGGGAUGGAGGAGAGCAGCAGGAGAACACGGUGGAGGAGCAGCAGCAGCUCAGCAGAGCACUGUGGCAUCUGAGCCUGGCCCAUCACUCACAGAGAUCCGCCUUCAACAACAACAUCCGUGUGGCCUAUGACUUGCUGACCCAGUGUGGCUCCCUUCGGCAUGUCCCCGGUGGCAUCCAAGGCCGCAUCUACACUGAAAUGCUCCAGUGCCUGUGCAGUGAAGGUGGCCUGUCGGGCACCACAGCUGCCCCCUUGCUCCGGCGAAUCCGUUGCCAUGACUAUGAGGCCGUACCCUUCGAGCUGUUCCGGCAGGGUGUGCAGACGUGUGCCGCAUUCACAGACUACAUCCGCAAGUCCCAGUGCCUGUACGCUGCCGUGGCCAGCCGCCCCGAGCGGCCAGCAGAGAGGUCCCUGUGCCGUGCCGUCCUGGCCACCCUGGAGGAGGCGCUGGACACCUCUCACGGAGCCGAUUCUGCACGCUUUUUGGAGGCCAGUGCCAAGAUUUCUCCUGCCAAGCUUGCCCAGGCCAUGGCUGAGGUGCGUGCCGCCGGUGAGCAGCAGGAAGGCCCAACCAUGGAUGCGAGGGAAUUUGAGGAUGCCGCUGCCGCACUCUUCAUAGCCAGGGUGCGAGUGGUCAUCUAAAGUAGA
Molecule: messenger RNA, 1165 nt
Organism: Colossoma macropomum (tambaqui)
Lineage: Eukaryota; Metazoa; Chordata; Actinopteri; Characiformes; Serrasalmidae
Gene: tpgs1
Product: tubulin polyglutamylase complex subunit 1
Exons: 2
Coding region: 290-1159 (289 amino acids)
Biological process (GO): protein polyglutamylation
Molecular function (GO): microtubule binding
Source: RefSeq, a predicted model, not a curated record